AAUUUAUAUGUUGAAGAUAAAAUACGAUAAGAUAAUCAGAUGACUUUUUGUAUUAAAAUUACACUUGUCAUUACAAUAAUAGAUAAGUUCAAAUGAUAUAAAUAUCGGAUGUAUACAUUGCUUUCAGCGACAUACUGCGGUUUAUUUACAGCUGAUCAUUCGUAAACAUUCUAUCUACAAUAUGUGGUCAAGCACGUGUGUGCGUUCCGCGUUUAAAUUAUGCAGAACGACAGAGUCCAGGAGGACAGCUCUGUUGAUUCGACAACUGUCAGCAAUGGCGAACAAAACUCGUGAAGUGGAGGAACAAAAAAUCAAAGUGGACGGCAUGGAAAUAAAUUAUGCCAGAGUCGGAAGAGGUGACCAUCCGGUGUUGUUGUUACCUGGUGCAUUAGGUACGAUAUGGACUGAUUUUAAGCCGCAGAUCGAAAAUCUAAAUGUGGACAAGCUGACCAUAGUAGCAUGGGACCCACCCGGUUAUGGAAAAUCGCGACCACCCGACAGGAAUUUUCCGGAUGAUUUCUUUCAACGCGACGCCGCAUGGGCUUAUAAUCUGAUGCAGACCCUGGGCUACUCGAAAUUUUCUUUAAUUGGCUGGAGCGACGGCGGCAUCACAUCGCUUCUACUUGCCUCAAUGUAUCCUGAGAACAUUCGUAGGAUGGUCGUUUUUGGUGCAAAUGCAUAUAUACAUCCGGACGAGACGAAAAUAUAUGAAAAUAUCAGAGACAUUAACAAGUGGUCGGAAAGAAUGAGGAUAUCUAUGAUACAAGUUUACGGCGAGGAUUACUUUAGAAAGACUUGGUCGAAUUGGAUAGAUGCUAUGCUAAAAUUAUACGAAAAGCAAAACGGCGACCUAUGCAAACAAGCUUUAUCAAAAAUAAAAUGUCCAACGUUGAUUAUUCAUGGAGGUAAAGACGCAUUGGUUUUACCGGAACAUCCGACAUAUCUCAAGCAAAAUAUCGCCAAUUCAAGCGUACAUAUUUUCGAAAAAGGAGCACAUAAUUGUCACUUAAAAUAUUUUGAAGAGUUCAAUGAUUUAGUGACAAAUUUUAUUCUUGAUCAAUCAAAACUGUAAUAAAUUUGUUGUGAUAAUUUGUA
Nylanderia fulva is the source of this 1095-nucleotide messenger RNA. Its product is annotated as serine hydrolase BPHL-like. The record is from RefSeq and is a predicted model, not a curated record. Gene Ontology annotation, molecular function: serine hydrolase activity. Lineage: Eukaryota; Metazoa; Arthropoda; Insecta; Hymenoptera; Formicidae.